AUGGAGUUUGGAAACUCGGGCGUGCUUAGCGAAGGAGCCGACUCCCGUACAACCACGGGCGCCUACAUUGCCAACCGCGUAACCGACAAGCUCACCAAAGUAUCCGAAACCAUCUGGUGCUGCCGCUCGGGCUCCGCCGCCGACACACAAGCCGUCGCCGACAUUGUGCAAUACCAGCUGGGACUGUACGAGAUGGUCAACGCCAGGCCCCCCACGACACAGACGGCUGCAGCCAUUUUCCAGGAAAUCGCUUAUUCCAACAAGGAUCGGUUGACCGCCGGCCUCAUUAUCGCUGGCUGGGACGCCCGCCACGGUGGUCAAGUGUACAACAUCCCGCUCGGCGGCUCCCUGCACAAGCAGUCCUAUGCGAUUGGCGGUUCGGGAUCCACGUACAUUUAUGGUUUCUGCGACGCCAACUGGAAGGAAGGCAUGGAGGAGGCGGAAGCCGUGGCAUUUGUCAAGGAGGCGCUCAAGGAGGCGAUCAAGUGGGACGGCUCCUCGGGAGGUGUCAUCAGGAUGGUAGUGUUGACUGAGAAGGGCGCCGACAGGCAUCUCUACUUGCCUGAUACGGAUUACAAGGUCAGGCACCAGUGA
Sordaria macrospora k-hell is the source of this 594-nucleotide messenger RNA. The record is from RefSeq and is a predicted model, not a curated record. Lineage: Eukaryota; Fungi; Ascomycota; Sordariomycetes; Sordariales; Sordariaceae.